GUGAGGCCUUUUGGGGCGCUCGGGGCGGCGUCUCGGGCUCAGUGUGGGCGGCGGCGGCGGCCGGGGAUGCGGCGGCGGCAGCGGCUCUUCUUGAUGGCGUCGCCGCAGCUGCCGGGCGCGGCCGGACGGAGGUAGCCGGAGCCGCGCCGAGGCGGCCCUGGCAGGCAGGCGGGCGGGCGAGCGAGCGAUGGAGGAUCAGGCGGCGCAGGAGGAAGGCGAGGCCGAGAUCCAGGAGCUGCACGGGCCCGAGCACUGGUUCAGCCAGUGGGAGCGGCAGUGCCUGGCCGAGGCCGAGCAGGACGACGGCAGCGGCCUGGGCGGCGGCGGGGGCGGCCCGCUGCCGCCCGAACUUCAGGACGACGACGAGGCGGCCGCCGCCGCCACCCCGCAGCCGGAGCCCAAGCAGCAGAAGCUCUGGCACCUCUUCCAGAACUCGGCCACCGCCGUGGCGCAGCUCUACACGGACCGCGUGUGCCAGCAGCCCGGCCUCUCCCUCUGGGUGCCCUUCCAGAACGCGGCCACCGCCGUCACCAACCUCUACAAAGAAAGUGUGGAUGCUCAUCAACGGAGCUUUGAUGUAGGAAUCCAUAUUGGCUAUCAGCGCCGUAAUAAGGACGUCUUGGCUUGGGUUAAAAAGCGCAGAAGAACUAUUCGCAGAGAAGACUUAAUCAGUUUCCUGUGUGGCAAAGCGCCUCCUCCACGAAAUUCUAGACCUCCCCCAAGACUGACUGUAGUAUCCCCUAACCGGGCGACAUCCACGGAAACUAGUUCUUCGGUCGAGACGGACUUGCAGCCCUUCCGGGAAGCCAUAGCUCUUCAUGGUCUCAGCGGUGCGAUGGCCAGCAUCAGCGUUCGCUCGAGCACCCCGGGCUCCCCCACUCAUGUGAGCAGCGGCUCCAACGGGAGCCGAAGGAGAAACGGACUCCAUGAUGUUGACUUGAACACUUUCAUAUCUGAAGAAAUGGCGCUCCACUUGGACAAUGGUGGAACUAGGAAGCGUACCUCAGCCCAGUGUGGUGAUGGCAUUACGGACUCCCCAACCCAUAAACGCAACCGUAUGAUCUAAAUGGCAACCUUGUUUUCACCCUCCCCUCUUCCCCGCCCGCCCCUUUGCUCAAAAGCCCACUGGUGCUCAUCCGCCCACUGGGAAAACGAAUUUGAGGCUCGCUCUUCCUGAGUCACACAAAAAUUGCCAUUAAAAAAAAAAAAAAGAAUACAUCCUGAGGGUAACACUCCUCUUGAUCUUCUGUGGCUUUUCUCAGAGUAGAUUCUUUAGCAGAGGAUUCCCAACAUUGUGUAUUAGCUAGCAAGCUCAUCGCAGGUAGAUCACACAUCCAUUCCAAGGCUAAAAGUGACCUUACAUGUACUCCUAAAGGGAAGAAAGGAAAUAUCAGACAUUUAUUUGAUUAUAGAUUGCUUUUUGUCCUUUAUUUCUUGACGUGUUUAAAUAUUUGCUUCAACAGUAUUGCCACUUUUGACAACAGUGUCAACACCAUGACUUGGCAAGUAAGACCCACAUGCUUCCUUUAGAGAGAAUAUAUAUAUAUA
Molecule: messenger RNA, 1548 nt
Organism: Crotalus tigris (Tiger rattlesnake)
Lineage: Eukaryota; Metazoa; Chordata; Lepidosauria; Squamata; Viperidae
Gene: HAPSTR1
Product: chromosome unknown C16orf72 homolog
Exons: 4
Coding region: 188-1066 (292 amino acids)
Source: RefSeq, a predicted model, not a curated record